AUGGAUUUUAGUCCUCAAGAGGGAGACUGGACGUCAAACGAGCAGACGGCUUACCUCAUGGUCGGCAAAAGAGCAGACGGAUUACCUGAUGGUAAUAAUAUCUACAAGUAUUUCAACUUCAUAGAAACGGCCGAAACGCGAACUAUACCUACGCGCCCGAUGUCGGGACGCGCUCGGGACGCAGACAGACGCGGCUGUACCGCAGUGACGAACGGACGGUCGGCAAACGAGCAGACGGAUUACCUGAUGUACCUCCACGAGAUCGGUCACAAAGUGUGUGUGACGCAGCCACGCGUGGCCGCUGCAGUAUCGCUAGCAUGUCGGGUGGCCGAAGAGCGAGGCGUCAUACUAGGAGAACAGGUCGGAUACGCUGCUGCCAACACAAACUGCCGGGGAGUCAACACUGAUAUUGUUUUUAUGACUGAAGGUGUUCUUCUAAGAGAAAUGUUUGCAUCGCCGCUGCUAAUGCAGUACUCCUGUAUAGUUCUGGACGAGGUCCAUGAACGAACGCAGAUGACAGAUGUACUAAUGGGUUUAUUGAAGAAAAUUAUCAAGAAACGCAAAAACCUCAAGUUAGUUGUUUCAUCUGCGACUAUGGAUGCAGAGUUUCUUCGAGAUUUCUUCAACACGAGAGAUAGGGCGCAGCGAGACAAACCUAGCACAUCCACGAUCAUGUCUAUGCAGGGCCGCACACAUCCUAUUGAGGUGUUUUAUACGCAAGAACCAGUACCUGACUAUGUGAAGGCUACAGUGGAUACAGUUAUCAGGAUCCACGAGAACCAGCCGUUUGGUGAUAUCUUAGCUUUCUUGACGUCACAGGAAGAAAUCUUAACGGCCCUAGAAACUCUCCGUACGUACGCUGACAACAACAAUGAAACAAACAAGCAUCGAAGUCACUUCCCCAGCGGUAUAAAGGCAGCCAACAUGCUUGUAGUACCAAUGUACGGGACUUUGCCUCACUAUAAGCAAGUUAAAGUUUUUCAGAGAACAGACAAUAACGUCAGGAAGGUUGUCAUAGCAACCAAUGUCGCCGAAACCAGUGUUACCAUACCUGGAGUUGUUUAUGUAAUAGACUGCGGUUUCCACAAGCUGCCUUACUUCGACCCUGCGGUCGGGGUGGAGAGUCUGACGGUGACAACAGUGUCGCGCCACAACGCCAUACAGCGAGCUGGCCGGGCCGGACGGACUGCCAGGGGGUACUGCUAUAGACUGUACACAGAAGCUGAAUACGAGAAGCUGCCUCCAUCAGUGCCUCCUGAAAUGUGUCGAAGUGAUCUUUCAGGAGUAUUGCUACAGCUGAAGGCUUUGGGCAUUAAUAACUUGCUAAGGUUUACGUUCCCGACCCCCCCUCCGGCGCGCAGCGUACUAUGCGCGCUAGAGACGCUGUACGCCCUGCAGACUAUAGACAGAGAUGGGGGGCUCACCCCCCUGGGGGAGAUGGUGGCUGAACUGCCUUUAAAGCCCAUGUGUGCCACGAUGCUGUGUCGGAGUGGAGAGUGGGGGUGUGUGGACGAGGCUCUAUCUAUAGCGGCCAUGUUGCAAGUAGACAACGUGUUCCUGAAGCCAGGAGGGGGUAAGCAGAUCAUAGAUGCCAAGAUCAGCCGCAGGAAUAACUUUGAGGUAGCUGAAGGCGACAUAAUAAUGUACUUGAACAUAAUGGAAGCCUACCUGAAGCUGAAAACUUCAGACGACGACAAGAGAAACGCGAGGGCUUGCAAGCAGUGGUGCGAUAAAUAUUACAUCAAUCACAAAGUUAUGGAGAAGGCGUGUGAUGUUCGAAAAAACUUGGAGAAAUUAAUCAGAGGAAAGUUCAAAAUUGAAGAGAAACAGUUUGAAGGAAUUGACUUUGGAUCAGGUAAAACAGAACGCAUAAUGAAGUGUAUAGUAACCGGAUACUUCCCCCAAGCCGCGUACCUCGCGGCCGACUGCAGCUACCGCGGGCUGCGCGGCGCCAGUCUAGCGCUCAGCCCCGACUCCUGUCUGUUUAAAGUUCAACAACCUAAGUGGGUAAUAUUCGCGAGCGUGUCGAGUUCGUGUGGCGUGACGUACAUGCGUGACGUGACGACGGUGCAACAAGCCUGGCUACUGGAACUGGCGCCGCAUUACUAUAGGCAGACCUGAUGCUAUAAUAAA
Messenger RNA from Spodoptera exigua (beet armyworm), 2133 nucleotides. NCBI's taxonomy places the organism in Eukaryota, Metazoa, Arthropoda, Insecta, Lepidoptera, Noctuidae. The record is from the annotation of a GenBank genome assembly.